AUGAUCAUGAAAAUGUUGUUGAAUGAUGAUCAAGGGAAAUGUUGUGGUGCUCAGGGGGAUAGGAGUUGUCCACAUGAGGGCAAUAUUGGUAAAAAUGAUGUUGAAGGUAAAGGUGAUGUUAAUGAUCAUGCAUAUGAGGACGAUGUUGAUAAAAAUAAUGAUUUUUUGAAUGAGAAAGAUAAUGAAGAUGAUGAACAACGAAAUGGAAGUGGAUUCAAUGAAAAAGAGGCCAUGAAAUUAAAUUCUAUCGAAAAUGUUAGGACUGUAAAUUUUGGAGAGGAUGAUCAUAAGAAAGAAGUAAUUUUAGAUCACACUGUUGAUAAAGUUAUUGUAGAAAAGAAGAAAGAAGAUGAUUAA
Lactuca saligna is the source of this 357-nucleotide messenger RNA. The record is from the annotation of a GenBank genome assembly. Lineage: Eukaryota; Viridiplantae; Streptophyta; Magnoliopsida; Asterales; Asteraceae.